Marasmius oreades (fairy-ring Marasmius) is the source of this 318-nucleotide messenger RNA. RefSeq lists its product as uncharacterized. The record is from RefSeq and is a predicted model, not a curated record. The coding region runs from base 1 to 318 and encodes 105 amino acids. The transcript has a single exon. Lineage: Eukaryota; Fungi; Basidiomycota; Agaricomycetes; Agaricales; Marasmiaceae.
AUGCACAACCACCUCAGCGGCAAUUUUCUAAAUCUUACGGUUGCAAGGGGAGUAUCUGAACUACGCGUUACUGCUUUCUCAUGCCGCCCAUGGGCGCAGAUGGCUUCAUUCCCAAUACCUAUGUCUGUCUUCACGGCAUCCCUGAACCAGUGCACCCUGGCCCUUGAACAAUUCUCACCGCCGUCACUACUCGGCGAUAGCAAAGAUGAAACGAGGAAUCAGGAGAAGAUCAGUCAAGCGGAUUCACGUAUUGGCAGGAGGCUCAGUUCCUCGACGUCACGUCGCGGUCACGCAACCUUUGUUCGACAGGAGAUCUAA